AUGACGCACACAGAUUGCGCGGGUGCAGCCGGUGCUUGCCAUACCGAUGUGGAUGCGCAGCGAGAUGGGAGUGAAGAUCAACAGGAUGCUGGUGUUGACGAAUCAAGUAUUGUUGUGCAGGAGAAUGUGUCCGUGGAAGGGCGACCCGGUGGGGGUUGUUUUCUUCAGGAUGUCACGACCAAAGUUGCGGGUGCAGCAUCCUCUUGGACAUCAAAGCACCAUAUCUCGGACACGGUUCGGUACGUAGAGCCUACUGACCCAUCGGCCGCCGUCCACAUUUCGAGCAGGAAUACUAAUGUGGUCCACACACAUCUAGAAUUAUAG
This is a messenger RNA of Dicrocoelium dendriticum, 324 nucleotides long. Lineage: Eukaryota; Metazoa; Platyhelminthes; Trematoda; Plagiorchiida; Dicrocoeliidae. The record is from the annotation of a GenBank genome assembly.